Molecule: messenger RNA, 5927 nt
Organism: Scomber japonicus (chub mackerel)
Lineage: Eukaryota; Metazoa; Chordata; Actinopteri; Scombriformes; Scombridae
Gene: lnpep
Product: leucyl/cystinyl aminopeptidase
Exons: 21
Coding region: 353-3577 (1074 amino acids)
Biological process (GO): proteolysis; peptide catabolic process
Cellular component (GO): cytoplasm
Molecular function (GO): metalloaminopeptidase activity; peptide binding; zinc ion binding
Source: RefSeq, a predicted model, not a curated record
UUGCCGAGCGUUUGGAGAGAUUUAUUUACAUGCUGUAAAUGUAAGGUUUAAUUGGUAACAUUCCGCCGUCGACCCAUAUUGGUCUAUAAAACAGCUAUGGGCGAUAAAGAUCUGGAAAUCAGCUUACGUUAGCAAGCUGGUUAUCUUUUAGUCAGUUAGCUACAAUUGUCAGAAGUUGGCUAGUCCCAAGCUAGCUUACUACGUAGCUGACGUUUAGUACAGUGAGGGCAGGCUGCUGUUUAUUGUGAGCGUCUGAUCCACAGCUACAAAAACACCACGUCUGCCGAGCUGCUAGCACCGUGUUGACUUCCCUUGGUUUUGGACACGAGGAGUCGGUUUGAGACACCCGACCAUGGAUCCAUUUGACAGUAACAGUACAGAUCGAGCCAACCUGCCACGGAACAUGAUUGAGAACAGCAUGUUUGAAGAAGAACCUGAUGUUGUGGAUUUGGCCAAAGACUCCACAGCAUUUCCGACGUUUCCGGCCCUUGACCCGGAUGAGGUGGUUUAUGAGCCUCGCAGCUCACGGCUGCUGGUGCGUGGCCUGGGAGAGAAUGACAUGGACGACGAUGAGGAGGACUGUGAGUCUUCAGCCCGUCUGCUGGGCAUGUCCUUCAUGAACCGCAGCUCUGCUCACAGAUCCAGCUCUUCCCCUUACACCAGACAGGCUCCACCCAGGUCAUGUUCACGGCCCUCAGCCCGUACCAUGGUUGUCUGUGUGUUAAUCCUGGUAAUAGUGGCCUCCAUGACCAUGGUGCUGUACUUCCUACCAGGGUGCACCUUUACCAAGACGGGUUGUCCUAAGGCGAAUAAAACCACUCCCUUUGAGCCGGUCUACCCUGUGUCCACCAAUGGCGAACUGUUCCCUUGGGCACAAAUGCGACUGCCUCAAAGCAUACAUCCUCUCAGCUAUGAACUCACCCUGAACCCUGACCUCACCAACAUGACCUUCACUGGCAACACUGUUAUCAGCAUGUUAGUGUAUCACAACACCAACCGCAUCGUCCUGCACAGUGCUAACCUCAACAUUACCAAAGCUACAUUCAAGCUGGGUGAUGGGAAGGCCAGAGAUGUAACUGUACUUGAGUACAAACCCAGACAGCAGAUAGCUAUUAAGUUCCCUGAAGACCUGAAGGUGGGCCAGCACUGUGUUUUGACUCUGGACUACUUUGCCAACCUGUCACACACCUAUGAUGGUUUCUACAACAGUUCCUACACUGAUAAGGAUGGAAACAAAAGGGUCCUAGCUGCAACCCAGUUUGAGCCGUUAUCAGCUAGGAAGGCCUUCCCUUGCUUUGAUGAGCCAGCUUUUAAAGCAACCUUUAUGAUUAAAAUCAGUAGACAACAAAACUACACAACCCUCUCCAACAUGCCUAAGGCUAAAACCACAAAACUCUCCAAUGGACUCCUGCAAGACGAGUUUGAAAAGACCAGUGUCAACAUGAGUACCUACUUGGUGGCCUUCAUCGUCGCUAACUUUACUCCUAUCAACAAAACUGUCUCUGAAACUCUGGUGUCUGUAUACUCUGUGCCAGAGAAGAAGGAGCACACUGACUAUGCUCUGGACACAGCGUCCAAACUGCUGGACUUUUACAAUAAUUUUUUUGAAAUUAAAUACCCCCUUAAAAAACUAGGUGAGUACAGCCACACACUUGUACCAUUCACACACAGGCUUUUCAUUCUCCUCCGAUUAUGCUUUCUUUUUACCCCUUUUUACACAGUGCAAUAUUCUCCCUCUUCCUUUUUGUCAGAUUUGGUUGCCAUCCCAGACUUCCUGGCAGGAGCCAUGGAGAACUGGGGUCUGAUUACCUUCAGAGAGACCAGCCUGCUGGUGGGGAAAGACUCCUCUCCUCUGGAAAAACAAGUAGUCGCCUCUGUAAUAGCACAUGAGCUCGCUCAUCAGUGGUUUGGGAACCUGGUAACCAUGAGCUGGUGGAACGACCUCUGGCUCAAUGAAGGCUUUGCCACUUACAUGCAGUACAUGUCACUGCAGACUUUGUUGCCCCAGCUGGAUAUUGGUAAUUUGUUCCUGGCAGUACGGUUCAGAGCGUUGGACAAAGAUGCACUCAACUCCUCCCAUGCCGUUUCGACAGAGGUGAACACUCCGGAGCAGGUGGAAGAGAUGUUUGACUCUGUCUCUUAUGAGAAGGGUGCAUCCAUUCUUCUGAUGCUGAAUGCCUCCCUGCCAGGGGAUCAACAGUUCAGAAAGGGAAUCAUUCAAUACCUAACACAGUUCAAUGGCUCCAACACAGACACUGAUGACCUCUGGAACAGCCUCACACAGGUCGAGGUCUCUGCUCACCACCAAAAUAUAUCAGAGAUGAUGAGCUCAUGGACAUCACAGAAAGGAUUCCCAUUGGUAAAUGUAAUUCGCAAGGGAGAUGAAGUGACCCUCACACAGGAGCACUUCCUACUCACAUCUGACAAUGCCACGCAUACUUCCAGCUUGUGGAAUAUUCCAGUGACGUAUGUAAACGACAACUGCAGUUUGGCCCCUGAGUGCAGACAAGUGUUCACUUUGAAGACCAAGUCAGAGACUCUUAAGGUGCCAGAAAGUGUAAAGUGGCUGAAGUUAAACUACAAAAACACGGGAUUCUACAUUGUCAACUAUGGAGACGAGGGUUGGACUGCACUCGUAGAUGCCUUGUCCAACAAUGUCAGUGUUCUUACUAGUGAGGACCGUGCCUCACUUAUACACAACAUCUUUGCUCUCUCCAGACUGGGACGUGUGUCCUUCAAGCAAGUCCUCAACCUUUUACGUUACAUGUCUAACGAAACUGAGACUUCUCCUGUGACAGAGGCCUUGUUACAGCUCAACAGAAUCUACCAGCUGCUCAACAAAAGACAGGAGCAAGAUCUUGUGGCCCGCAUGAGCAAAUAUAUUGUACAUCAGUUUGGUUCUCUGAUGAGUAGCCAGUCAUGGGGAGAGGAGGAGAGUGUGUCUAAACAGGAGCUACGCUCAGCCGUUCUGGAGACGGCCUGUAGUCUGAACCACGAAAAUUGCACUCAGCAAGCCAAAGCCCUGUUUAAGCAGUAUGUCGAGUCCAAUGGGACUGUUCGGAUCCCAGGUGACCUACAGCAAGUUGUGUUCACUGUGGCUGCUCAAUCAAAGGAAGACUGGGAGACUUUGUUCAACAUUUAUGCACAUGCCACCUAUGAUGCAGAGAAGCGAAAAAUGCUACUGAGCCUAGCAUCCACUCAGGAUGCCCGCAGUAUAGUAUGGAUCUUGAAGGCUGGUCUGAAGGGGGACUUCAUCCCGACACAGGAGUUGCCUUUGGUCAUCAACACUGUGUGUAAUGGCUUUGCUGGCUACUUGUUUGCCUGGGACUUUAUACAAAAUAACUGGGACCAGCUCAUAGAGAAGUUUCCUGUGGGCUCCUUUGCCAUUCAGAGAAUCAUCAAGGCCACCACCUCGCAGUUCUCCACACAGGCACACCUUGAUCAAGUGCAGGGUUUCUUCUCCAGUUUGAAGGAGCGCGGCUCUCAGAUGCGAAGCGUUCAGGAAGCUUUGGAAACCAUCAGGCUGAACCAGCGCUGGAUGGAGAGGAUCAUCCCUACACUUCAACAAUGGCUCUAAUACAGGCACUCCAUCCAGUCUCUGCCCCACUAACAGUUGUCCUAGCAACUGGGGCAUGUCGUCAAGACAACUGCAAUGUUUGCACUAUUGUAGGACUGCGUCUCCUAACUCCCUUUAUCCAGGCCAGAGUACUAAUCGAAGCCAAAGGUUGUGCUCUACCUGGGUGGACAGGGUGUUUUAUGUUAUGACAUUGGUCCUGUGAGAUGUAGUUGCUAGCUCAGGGUGGCUCUGAUUGUGCAUCUGGCAGAGUGAUGUCAGAUGCAAACUCACACUCCUCACACUUUAUGCUGUCGACCAAACCUCUCCUCUGCAGGUCUCAUCCGAACCUCAUGCCUGGGCAGACAAUCAUGCUUUCAGAGAGCAGCGCUUCACCCACACUCCUUUUGCUCAGCCUGCUCUCAGGCACUUAACUGUGUGAGCUGUUUAAUGGCCACUUAUAAAAGUAUGAAGAAUGUCAUAUUUAAAGUAUGUGCUGUGGACUUUUUCUCUAUCAUGGGACAUUGAUGCAGCUGUCAGAGAUUCCUCAGUGAUGAAAUGUUGAAUAUACCGGUACUUGAGGGGUAGAAUUACUAUUAGAUUUAAACUAACCUUGCAUUGCUGUGUUAUGCAGAAUCUGUGUAGAAAUAAUAACAGCCUGUCAUUUUGUACUUAUUCAUGCAACCUGAAGCAUUUACUAUGUUAGUAAUGGUUUGAUGAAAGAGGGGGUUGGUUGAUUAAUAGCUUAAAAUACCAAACGUGUUGGCAUCAGUUGAAUGUACUGAAAAACCUUCCCACUGUGUACAGUAGGUGGCGUAUUGCAUAGGAGUGCAGGUUUAAAUCAGCAACCAUAGUGUCUUAGAUGAGAGCAGGAAGUACACACUGGAGCUAAAUGCUCAUUUCUUUCUUUCUCGCUUUAUUUCUCUACCAGUCACAAGCCCAGUUUAGCUCUGAUCAUACAAGUGUUAUUUUGGUUGCUUUUUACCUGCAGCACAGCCACUGUACAGACUCAUUCUUAAAUCCAGUGUGCUUGCCAACUUGUAGUUAUACUGUAAAUAUACUCAACCUUGCUAAAUUUUCACCCUGCUGUUUUGGAUGUACUGUUUUAAACAUCUUGACUUUUAAUAUUUUAAGAUUUGCUUUAUGUUGUGUAUAUAGAGUGUAAAGAGGAAAUGUAUACAUAGAAAUGGUCAAAUUCUCGUUACUGUAUAUCUUGAUUUACAUCACCGCAGGGAGGUCAUUUGCUGAUGAAUGUUUGUGUUUUUAAGGGCUAAUGUGCAUAUUGAAGAUACAAAGUGUGUAGGAGAACAUCUAUAUUGGGCAUGACGAAUCUGUCCAGUAAGCUGUUCCUCAUCAGCCAAAAUAAAAAAACAAGGUUUAAAGUUACUAUGACGUUAAUUAGCUGUAAACCAGAUGUGACGCUCCUCAGAGUGAAGAGUAGCAUAGUAUUUAUUGAGAGGGUGUCUUUACAUGUUUCGCUGACUUUUGUUCCAAAAUGUAUUUAAUUACAGUUGUACACUCAUCCUGAGUUUCUGUUGUUGAAGUGGUACUGCUUACUUAUUCACUCCAUCACUGUCAUGGUGUUCAGGAUUAUUGAUCUCCAAUAGAUUUGAUCGUUUUGCUUUGACGUGUGUCAAGCUUUGCUUCUGUUUUUGGCUGUCACAUUAUAUUUGUCUCAUUUAGUGUAAAAACUCUGCUAGCAUUUACAAGUUCAUAUAAGAAUUACCAAUGAGUGUCAUAAAGGACAUAAAGGAGGUAACUCUUACUCAAGUUCAGUCUCGGAUAGUGGUACCUCCGGUCUGGUGAUGUUGUCAUUCCACACUGUUGAAAAGAGAAAAAAAGUACUAAUGAUCAGACUGUACAUUUUGUGUUUUCUUGAAGUUAAGCUCUGUCUGGAGGAUGUCAGCAGUAUUGUCAUUGACUCAUUCCAUCUGAUCCCUCAUAGUCUCACAAACAGUUUGAUAAUGUGUUUAACUAGCCUUUAAUAGACCUUUAAAUACAAAUUACAUUUAUGUCCCGGCUAAUUAUGAAUCAUACUUUGGGAGAUGUUGGUCAGUCUCUGAUUUCCAGUUCUCACCAAUCAGUUCAGAUAAUCAGUUUAAUUGAGGUUCUGGGACAUUGAUUUCCCAUCAUAUCUUGGUUUGAAAUCGACUGGACCACGUGGACUCAGUUGCAAUAACCUUUUCAGAGACAGGUGAUGUCAUUCAGGUACAAUUUUGUUGGUGAGAGGAUUGUAGUACCAUGCGUGCAGUAAACCCAAUCAGAUUGUUUUUUUCUUUGUUGUUGUUUUUUUUGCACUGGGAUUAAAUGCUGCAGAUGCUUUUUAAACUAUUGCUCUUCAUGUGAACAAAUUAUAAAUAAAAAUUGUUUUCUG